Messenger RNA from Balearica regulorum gibbericeps (East African grey crowned-crane), 1055 nucleotides. The record is from RefSeq and is a predicted model, not a curated record. Lineage: Eukaryota; Metazoa; Chordata; Aves; Gruiformes; Gruidae.
UCUCCCACAGUCAAAUCACCCGUUUGUACAGUCGCUUCACCAGCCUAGACAAAGGAGAAAAUGGCACUCUUAGCCGUGAAGACUUCCAGCGGAUUCCAGAGCUUGCCAUCAAUCCACUGGGAGACAGAAUUAUCAAUGCCUUCUUUCCAGAAGGAGAGGACCAGGUGAAUUUCCGUGGAUUCAUGAGGACACUAGCCCACUUCCGACCCAUAGAAGAUAAUGAAAAGAGCAAAGACCAGAAUGGACCAGAACCACUGAACAGCCGAAGUAACAAGCUCCACUUUGCUUUUCGGCUAUAUGAUCUAGAUAAAGAUGACAAGAUUUCCAGAGAUGAGCUUCUUCAGGUAUUACGGAUGAUGGUUGGUGUAAACAUUUCAGAUGAGCAGCUGGGCAGCAUUGCUGACAGGACAAUCCAGGAAGCUGAUCAAGAUGGAGAUAGUGCCAUCUCCUUUGCAGAGUUUGUAAAGGUUUUGGAGAAGGUGGAUGUAGAGCAGAAAAUGAGCAUUCGCUUUCUUCACUGAUGGAUGGAGAACCUAUUCCUUUGUACCCCUACUGUAUAAUGAAUAGAACUUAAUUUUCUCCUUAGCACCUUCCCCCAGAGCAUUGCUACUGGUGCAUAUACAAUACAUCUCCAACCCCUCUCUGAUUUGUUCUACCAAUGUGAACAUUCCCUGUACAUCAGGAACAAAGGGAAAUGGCUGCCAUGCAACUUGGAAAGGAGCAAUUUUUUUAAAAAUCUUUUCCUUCCAUUUUUUUUACCCUUUCUCCCUUGUCUCCUUCUGCACUGCUGUUUCAGCAAAAAUGUCUCUCCAUACGUACUGCUGUUUAAUCUACAAACUGAUUCUUCUGAGCUCUGAAUCUGAGAAUGGAAAAACGGGAACAUGCCACAGAAGCGCCCUCUGAAACACUUUGGAGAAAAGCAUCUACUCAAAUACUAGGUGCAGUGAUAAUGAUUCACUUUUGCUUCCAGUAGCAACACCACAUUACAGCUGCCUUUUUUUUUUUUCUUUCCCAUUUCGCUUUUUACAUGCAGAUUUGUUUCUUGGCUGCUUCCA